UAUAUCUGUCAUGAAAAAUGAAAAGAAAAAUGUUGAAUGUCUUGCAAAUUAUGGUUUGGCCAAGCAAAUUGAAUCGAACAGAGCGAAACUAAAAUCCAUUGUUUCUUCAAUUUUGUUUAGUGCACUACAUGAUUUACCAUUAAGAGGUCAUACCAAUGAGGAUGCUGUGUUCAAUAACCUUUUACAUUUUAGGAAAGAAGCUGGUGAUUCUGUUUUAGAAGACCAUCUGAAAAAUGCGCCGAAAAAUGCAAUGUACAUUUCCCAUAGGACACAAAAUGAGAUCAUUGAUUUAUGUGCAACGGUUUUAAGAGACGAGUUAGUUACAAAAAUCAAUGAUAAUGAAAUAUUUUCCAUUUUAGCAGACGAAACAAUGGACAUUACUGGUACAGAGCAACUCUCUCUGGGCGUGAGAUAUUUUGAUAAAAGUGAAAAUUGCAUCAGAGAAGACUUCCUUGAUUUCACCCCAUUAAAAAGUUUAGAUGCUGAACAUAUAGCAAAUGCUAUUACUUUAACAUUAACAAAUUGGGGCUUGAACUUGGAAAAUGCAGUUGGCCAAGGAUAUGAUGGUGGUAGUACAAUGGCUGGGGAAAUAACUGGAGUACAUAAAAGAAUAACUGAGAAAUACCCAAAAGCUCUAUAUUUUCAUUGCGCCAGUCAUCGGCUAAAUUUAAUAGUCAAUAAUUUAAAUGACAUACCACAAAUCAGGAAUACAACUGGCACAGUUAAAGAAGUUAUAACAUUUUUUCGGCAGAAUGGCCAAAGAAGGGCAAUAGUGGGAACUCUUCAAAAACUAUGUGAAACCAGAUGGACCGAAAAAUAUAAAGCAAUUCGAAAGUUUAGUGAGCAGUUUGUUAGCAUCGCUGAAGCACUUCAGACUCUAUCGACUGAAGGUAACCGUGACACAAGGCAGAAAGCUUUCCAGCUUCAUUGCGCAGUUACAAAUACAGCAUUUGUGAUAUGUCUACAUGUGAUUGCCAAAUACUCUGCCAAGUUAGAAAUCGUUACGCAAAUGUUACAAGGUGUCAGUGUAGAUAUUUUGAAGAUAUCAAAACACAUUCAGAAUGUUACUGAGCUAUUCAGUUCAGACCGACAAAAUGGAGAAAAAGAGUUUGAUAACAUUAUGGCAAAUGUUGAAAAAACAGCAAACAAGCUUGGAAUCGAGCUCACAUGUCCUCGUGUUGCUGCGAGACAGGUUCACAGACGAAAUCACUCUACCCAGACUAUCAACGAAUACUAUAGAAAGUCCAUUUUCUUGCCUUAUUUGGAUUCUUUGGUUCAAUCGUUGAAAGAUAGGUUUUCAGAUAGAAACAAACCAUCAUUUGAAAUUUUCAAUCUGCACCCUAAAAUCAUGAAAGAUCUUUCUAAGUAAGAUUUUGAAAAGUCUAUUAACAAUAUAAACAGCACGUAUUGUGAAUUAUUAGACAACUUUAAGGAGCAAUCAAUUCUGUGGUUCGACCUUUGGAAAAACACGGAGAUAGAUGCCAAAGCCUUGGAAAAACUGAACUUAAUAGAGGUUCUUGAGCAUGAGCAUGCCUGCUUUUUGCCGUCAGUAGCAAAAGCCAUCCAAAUAGCUCUUUGUCUGCCACCAACAACUUGCACCAUCGAGCGAUCAUUCAGCACUCUCAAACGUGUGAAGACCUGGAUAAGGAAUACGAUGUCGAACAAUCGUUUAAUUGGGCUAUGCCUGUUAUCUGUACACAGAAGAAAAAUAAAAGAAAAUAAAGAAAACUUCAUGCAGAAAGUAAUUGAUUUAUUUGCGAUGGACACCAGAAGAAUUCAAUUAUUAUUUAAGUAACAUUUUACUGACACUAACCGUGUUGCGUUUUAAACAGCAAAACAAUUUUUCUUGUA
Messenger RNA from Diabrotica virgifera virgifera (western corn rootworm), 1851 nucleotides. RefSeq names its product 52 kDa repressor of the inhibitor of the protein kinase-like. NCBI's taxonomy places the organism in Eukaryota, Metazoa, Arthropoda, Insecta, Coleoptera, Chrysomelidae. Bases 11 to 1369 code for a protein of 452 amino acids. The record is from RefSeq and is a predicted model, not a curated record. The transcript is spliced from 2 exons.